AUGGUAGAAGGAAGUACCUCUUUUAGAGGUAAUGUUUCUUCAUCUGACAGCUCCUCACUAGCGGAUAGACAGGCUGUGCAUGAAUUGCAUAAAGGCGACGAAGUGGCUAUUUCCGAAAAUUUCGCCAAGAGCUCCGAGGGCCAACCGGAAGGCCAAUUGAGAAGACAAUUUUCAAUCUGGUCGAUCUUGGGGGUCGGUUUUGGACUCACCAACUCGUGGUUCGGGAUUUCGGCGUCCAUGGUGACGGGUAUCUCGUCCGGUGGACCCAUGAUGAUCGUUUACGGUAUCAUAAUCAUCGCACUGAUCUCCGUUUGCAUCGCCGUGUCUCUCGGGGAACUGUCGUCGGCGUAUCCACACGCUGGCGGGCAAUUCUGGUGGUCCUUGAAGCUGGCUCCGCCCAAAUACAAAAGAUUUGCUGCCUACAUGUGCGGAUCUCUGGCUUAUGCAGGCUCCGUCUUCACCAGUGCGUCAACAACGCUUUCCGUGGCCACCGAAGUGGUGGGUAUGUAUGCACUUGCACAUCCAGACUUCACUGUUAAAAGAUGGCACGUUUUUGUGUGUUUCGAAUGUCUGCACCUGUUUUUGAUGAUGUUCAACUGCUACGGAAGAUCGCUACCCUUCAUCUCCUCCAGUGCUCUGUACAUCUCUCUUUUUUCCUUCGCAACAAUCACAAUCACUGUGCUGGCAUGCUCGCACGGUAACUACAAUGAUGCUAAAUUUGUUUUUGCUACAUUUUUCAAUGAGACCGGAUGGAAAAACAGUGGAAUCGCCUUCAUUGUGGGGCUGAUCAACCCGGCUUGGUCCUUUUCUUGUCUCGACUGUGCCACUCACAUGGCGUUCGAAGUUGAAAAACCCGAGCGUGUUAUCCCCAUCGCCAUCUUGGGAACGGUGGCGAUUGGAUUUGGUACCUCAUUCUGCUAUGUUAUUGCCAUGUUUUUCUCUCUGCAUAAACUCGACGAUAUAACCAGUUCCAACACAGGAGCUCCGAUUUUGGACAUCUACUUCCAAGCUCUGGGGAACAAAGCCGGCGCUCUGGUGCUAGGUUCGUUAGUUCUGCUCACUUCGUUUGGUUGCGUUAUUGCAUGCCACACAUGGCAAGCAAGAUUGUGCUGGUCUUUUGCCAGAGACGAGGGUCUACCUUUCUCGAACUUCAUGGCCAAAAUUAACCCUCAGCUAGGAAUUCCGCUGAACGCUCACUUAGUGUCUUCUUUCUUCAUCGUACUGUUGGGUGUGCUAUACUUGGCAUCAACGACAGCGUUCAACUCGCUCAUCACUGGCUGCAUCAUGUUUUUACUGCUCUCUUACAUUGUUCCUGUGAUUUGCCUGCUUAUCAAGAAGCGUGAUAUCAAGCACGGUCCAUUCUGGCUGGGCAAGUUUGGUUUAUUCUGCAACAUUGUACUUCUGGGUUGGACGCUCUUCUCUCUAAUAUUUUUCUGUUUCCCCUUCGUGAUGCCUGUUGAAAAGGACAACAUGAACUACGCUUCCGUGGUUAUUGUGGGGUACUUACUAUUUUCUUUGUUGUACUGGGUUUUCAAAGGACGGAAGGUUUUCCACAUCGUUGAAGAGGAAGACUUUGGUUCUGAGGAUCCCUAUCUAAUGGAAUAA
Molecule: messenger RNA, 1605 nt
Organism: Lachancea lanzarotensis
Lineage: Eukaryota; Fungi; Ascomycota; Saccharomycetes; Saccharomycetales; Saccharomycetaceae
Gene: HNM1
Product: LALA0S05e05754g1_1
Exons: 1
Coding region: 1-1605 (534 amino acids)
Biological process (GO): transmembrane transport; amino acid transport
Cellular component (GO): membrane
Molecular function (GO): transmembrane transporter activity
Source: RefSeq, a predicted model, not a curated record